This is a messenger RNA of Metschnikowia bicuspidata var. bicuspidata NRRL YB-4993, 1962 nucleotides long. RefSeq lists its product as uncharacterized. Bases 1 to 1962 code for a protein of 653 amino acids. Lineage: Eukaryota; Fungi; Ascomycota; Pichiomycetes; Serinales; Metschnikowiaceae. The record is from RefSeq and is a predicted model, not a curated record. The transcript has a single exon.
AUGUCAAAACGAGAAUCCACUCCUGUCGAUGCUAGGGCGUCGCGCAGGUCGUUCCGACUCUCCUUAUCUUCUCUACUUCUUCGAUCGUCUUCUCGGAGUCCGGAAAGAGCGCGUGGCAGCAGUUCAUUUUCUUGGAACGCCUCGAAAACUUCUUUUUUUCUGGCCGACACCCCGUCUCAGUUUGGCCGAGAGCCUGUUAAGGCCGAGGAGUUUGCAGACUCGGACUCAUCGCGAGCGUCCUUGUUCACCGACGAGGAAACGAAGGCCGCAGAGUCGAUCUAUUCUUUGAUCCAAGAAUACGAUCCACACAGACAGAACUUCCGGUUCAACGAGGAAUUCGAUAAUUCCCUGGUUUCUCAUGGCUCGACUGAAGCAGCGCUUUCGGAUUCGAAGCCAGCGAACGACUCUCCCAGCACACCGCAGGAAGGCCGCAGUGCAGAUCUCGACAGGGCCGAUGCACAAAAUGCUCGGCAUCCUGAAGCCAUGCGGCAAGCAUUGGUGAAUUCCGAGGUCGAGGCUGUCUCCAGCAUGCAUGCAUCGCAUGGGAGGAACAAGCGUCCGGCACAAGCGGACCCAAUGGAUACAUACAAAGCACCGGCCGCAUCCCCACUGCAACGCCCCACACGUGACCCCGCCAUUGGGCGACCCUUGGGCCCAAUUUCUUUGUCGGCAGCGGAAAUCCGGGACGCGGCCCACAUUGACUCCCGUGCCCCAGCCGUGCAGCGCACGCAGGUCGUAGACUCUGCUGAGAAGCACAUCUCUCUGAUCUCCAAAGACACCGACACGUCUCUCUCCAGCGGAGAGUUGCUCAGUCAAUUAAACGCCAGCUUGUACGACGGCACGCGCAACAGCAACACCAACUCGGUGAGUUCCGAGGUCGCUCUACAGUCUCUAACGGUGGGCGCAGAUUUGAACACCGACACCCCAACAAUGCUCUACGCGGCGCACGACAAAGCCCCCUCCAAGCGGGGCGCUGCUGUCCACAAACCGCCCAAAUCGCAAACGCCCACAGCCCGAAUCUCGUCGGCCAUUCCGGUGCAGAUCAGGGACGGCACCCGCCUCGCGCGUCGUGUUUCGGUACUGACGCAGUCCAACUCGCCAUCCAGCUGGAAAUCGGCCCCUGCACUGAGGGCCAGUAGUGAUGUUUUGAGCGAUAGCCCCCGGGGCAUGAAAGCAGCGCAUAUCCCGGGACAGAGCCACCUGGGACAGGCACGGAACUUCGCGUACCGCACCAGCACCAGCCUGCUCGAAACUGCGGCGGGCCAUCGGGGCAAAAAAGCCCCGGGUCUGAUGCCCAAGGCCGCUGGAAAUGCCAAUCGCAACUUGCUUGGCUCCGGCACGCCCUUUCCGAAUCCAGGCAAAGGCCCUGUUGGCUCUGCGCCGGGCGUGCCUCGCAGCUUCAAGGAAAGCAUCGCCGGGACCGGGCACGGGGCAGUUGGCGGCGGAAUUGGGGGCUCAGCAGGAGGAGCCAGUCAUGGUUUCGGGCAUGUGCCUGGAAAUGCAGAAAAGUCACCAAUCGAUCGGCAUAGUGGCGUGAGCGAGGGGCCUGUCCAGCAGCCAGUCUCAUCGCCGGCCCCGUCGUUCACACGUGACUCCUCCGAUGAGCUGCAGAGCCUUGAGAGCAUGCUCCAUGACGAGAAGGCGGGGUUCUGGAACCCCGCGCAGCACGAAAGGUCGCUCAGCAUGCCGUGGUCAAAAUGGCUCAUGAUGAUGCUAUGCGCACUUGUGGCCGUGCCCGUGUUUUUUCUCCUCCCACUAGGAGUGUUUGACCACGCAGGGAUCUCGGGGGCAGCAGACUGGCGCUUUGCCCUGGAGGCGAAAACGACGCUGGCCAACUGGCGCUUCCAGCGGCGGUACACGCGGGUGCAAAAGCUAGCUAGCUUGGCGUUGGGCAUUGCAUGGGUGGUUGUCAUUUUUGCCAUGAUAGCCGUCGGCUUCGGCGUCGGAUUGAGUGGGAGCUAG